This is a messenger RNA of Aphanomyces astaci, 2588 nucleotides long. RefSeq lists its product as hypothetical. The record is from RefSeq and is a predicted model, not a curated record. The transcript is spliced from 3 exons. Gene Ontology annotation, biological process: maturation of SSU-rRNA from tricistronic rRNA transcript (SSU-rRNA, 5.8S rRNA, LSU-rRNA). NCBI's taxonomy places the organism in Eukaryota, Oomycota, Saprolegniomycetes, Saprolegniales, Verrucalvaceae. Gene Ontology annotation, cellular component: small-subunit processome; nucleolus. Bases 1031 to 2563 code for a protein of 510 amino acids.
UCGAGAAUAGUACCGUUAUUAGUUGCCCAUUCCUCAAGUUUCGUCCAUCCACACAUGAAUCAACGCGUCACUCGGAGCAUGCGCAAGACGAGAAGCUUCUCCCGCCCCGCCGCAACAACAACAAUCUAUUGCAAAGUGCCUCGAAAGACUGGUGGCGCUGCUUUGAUCAAAAAGGAACGCAAACAGCAGGGGGCUGCGACGCCAGUAAAACCGGCCACGCCCACGAUCGACGGUGGCCUAUGUACACCCCCUCGCAAACUCCCGCGAACGCGAUUGAACGUGUCCCCACCCACGAAACUCCUCGCCCCACACGUUUCCCCAUUCUCGUCACCACGCCAGCCCCCCCCCAUCAUGAACACGCCUCCUUCCAGCUUGCUUUCCACCGCCUUGUGUGCCUUUGGCCUCACCCCAGUCGUUGACAUGCAUGGAGAUUGCAUUAUGGUCAAUCUUCCAGCGUCGGAAACCAACGCCUCGUACGAGGUGUCGCUGUUAAAAACGUCAACCGAAGAUCACUUUGCGUUCUGUCGAGACCGCAGCGGCGACGUCUGCCGCUUUGGCACGUACGAAUUGCAAGGGCCAUACCCGCUAACUCAGCUGACCCGGGCGCUUGUAAAACGAGAGUUCAGUGACUUUCGAUUAGAAUUAACGAGUAAUGGCCCCAAGGAGCGUCGGUGUGGGAUCUAUGCCUUGCGUGGGGGCGCCGCCAUCGUAUAUCCAGGCAGCCGACCUGCUGUAGUCAGUCAGCAUUUCGAAAAAUAACGUUAAGCUUCGACGAAUUUAUUGAGCAUUCCUUUUGAUGGACGUCAGGCUAUCGGUACUGCACACAGUAAGUACUCUGGAGUACAAGUAAUUGGCUACAUUUUCUAACAAUUAGUACCAAACAAAACAGAAACAAAAAUCCACAAUUCAAAAUAAAAAUGAUUAUGAAGCGAUCGGAUUGGCUGAUACUGUCCAAUCACAUGGCAUUCUAUUCCCACCAAUCAAUUGAAGUUGGUGGCGCUUGGUGUGAAAGCAAAAACGAACGAACAGCAUGGGGCGUCGGGCACGACAGAGCGCAAAGACUGGCGAUGGCGGGGCCGAGCGGCGGCUGGCGAAGAAGCUCGACCAGCAGCGCAACAAUAAGACUAAGAACUUCUCGAAAACUGACGACGAUCUGGUCUUCCAUGACGAUCCGUCGGACGGAGAGGACAUUCCCGUGGACGAAGGCAGCAGCGACGAGGACGCAGGCAGCGAGCAGGAGUUGAUGCAGUUGAACGAAGACACGGAAAGCGAGCACGAGAGUGACUUGGAAGAGCGUGACGACUUGGAUGACGAGGACGUGGACGAGGAAGGAUUUGCCGCCGAGAAGGAACGCGCGUUGAAACUCAAGGAUCAGUGGGGGUCGUCAAAGAAGCAGUUUUACUCGGCCGACACGGCAGAUUACGAGAUGGAUUCUGACAUGGAGGAAAUCGCCCAGGACGAAGAGGAAGCGGCUCUGGAACUGCAACGCAAGCAGGCCGACCUCAUGGACGAAGACGACUUUGCAGUCGGUGGCGCCGCGGACGAUGCCGCCCUUCCCGACCAAGAUGAGGAAGCGCGAGUGGAGGAUGAAUUGGCGGAUAUUCCCCUAGUCUACGACCAAGAUUCGUCGAUCGAAGCCGUGCAAAAGGACUUUUCCAAACUCACCAAGAACGACAAGCUCGCGUUUGUGCAGCAAACGUCCCCCGAGCUGCUCGGGUUAUUGGACGAACUGCAGCUGUACUUGGCGCAAUACACAGAGAACAUUCGGCCGGCGAUUGAAAAGCUCGAGCUCAAAACCACACGUCAGAACAAGUCGAACGAGGCGCUUGCCACGGGGUUGGCGUACUUGAAGACCAAGGAAGCGCUCGUGUUGAACUACACGACCAACAUUUCGUUUUACCUGCACUGCAAAGCCCAGGGCAAAGUGAUGGUCGACCACCCCGUGUUGAACCAUAUAUUAACGCUCCAGGACAAGUUGAGCGUGUGCGACAAGAUCGAUCAGCCGCUCGACGACCAACUCGACGCGCUGCUCAACGACCAAGACGUGUCGGAAGACGAUGAGGAACAUGACGAUGGACUGGGCGCGUUCUUUCACACAGAUGACGUGGCGUCACCACCACCCAUCACUACCUCGACGAAGAGCAACGCCGCCGCCCAGAAGAAGCGCAAGCAUGCCGAGGACGAAGCACCACCAGCGUUGACGGUGGAUGAAGCCGCCGCGGAAGCGUUUUACAACUCGGUGGUGGAGUCCAAGAACGCCCACAAGUCGCUCAAGGGCGAGUUUUACACGCACGAGCCCAAGAUCGUCGAGCCCGAGUUUGACAGCGACGACGAUGACGACAAGAAGCGCGGCGCGACGUACCAAAUGAUCAAGAACAAGGGGCUCAAGGCGCACAAGUCCAAGAUCAACCGCAACCCCCGCGUGAAGAAGCGUCUGCAGUACAAGAAGGCGCUGGUGCGACGAAAGGGACAGGUCCGCGAAGUGCGCACGGGCGAAGCGGCGCGGUACGGCGGCGAAAUGACCGGGAUCAAGUCCAACAUCACGCGCAGUCGCAAGCUGUAAACAUCAAUACAAGUCAAUAUCGAAA